Messenger RNA from Sesamum indicum (sesame), 1493 nucleotides. Its product is annotated as AP2/ERF and B3 domain-containing transcription factor RAV1. NCBI's taxonomy places the organism in Eukaryota, Viridiplantae, Streptophyta, Magnoliopsida, Lamiales, Pedaliaceae. Gene Ontology annotation, molecular function: DNA binding; DNA-binding transcription factor activity. Gene Ontology annotation, biological process: regulation of DNA-templated transcription. The record is from RefSeq and is a predicted model, not a curated record.
UCUACAUACACAAUAUGUCUCCACAACAACUCAUUUCACAAAUUCAAACUUCUCUCUCUCUCUCCCCUAUUCUGUCUCCAAGAAUUUCAUCUCACUUUCUUUACUCUUACAAACUUUUAGACAAAACAAAUGGAUGGAAGCUGCGUAGAUGAAAGCACAACCAGCGAGUCUGUAUCAAUCACGCCCGCAUCCACCUCACCAGCGGCCGCUAAGUCGCCGGAGAGUCUUUGCCGCGUCGGCAGCGGUGCCAGUGUGAUUAUCGAUGCGGAGAACGGCGUCGAAGCUGAGUCGAGGAAGCUGCCCUCGUCGAGGUUCAAAGGGGUGGUCCCUCAGCCUAACGGCAGGUGGGGUGCACAAAUCUACGAAAAGCACCAAAGGGUUUGGCUGGGUACUUUUAAUGAAGAAGAAGAGGCCGCGAGGGCUUACGACACCGCCGCGCAGCGGUUCCGCGGCCGAGACGCCGUCACGAACUUCAAGCCAUUGUCGGAGACCGAAGAAGAUGAGGUGGAAGCCGCUUUCUUGAAUUCUCAUUCAAAAGCUGAGAUUGUUGACAUGCUCAGGAAGCACACGUAUAAUGAUGAGCUGGAGCAAAGCAGGCGAAACUAUAAUGGGAAGAGGGCUGGGAAAGACGGCCCGUUCAGCUUCUCCAGCGGCGGCGACAGGGCGGCGAAUGCCCGCGAACAGCUUUUCGAAAAGGCGGUGACGCCCAGCGAUGUCGGCAAGCUUAACAGGCUCGUUAUACCGAAACAGCACGCGGAGAAGCACUUCCCUUUACAGAGUGGAAACACUUCGAAAGGCGUUUUGUUGAAUUUCGAAGACAUGGGAGGUAAGGUGUGGAGGUUUAGGUAUUCAUACUGGAACAGCAGCCAGAGCUACGUGCUGACUAAGGGUUGGAGCCGAUUUGUGAAGGAGAAGGAUUUGCGGGCCGGCGACAUUGUUAGUUUUCAGCGAUCAACCGGCCCGGAUAAGCAGCUGUACAUUGAUUGGAAAUCAAGAAACACCGGAUCAAAUGCAGCUGUUGCCGGAGUGGUAUCGGGCCGGGCUCAGCCAGUUCAGAUGUUUAGGCUAUUCGGGGUCAACAUACUUGAGGUGCCAAGUAACUGCACGGCCCCCUCCACCGCCACGGCCACGGCCACCGUCACCGCCACCGCAGCCAUUGAUAGUAAUGGUAGUUGCAGUAGUAAAAGGAUGAGAGCAAUGGAGAUUUUGGGAUUAGAUUGUAGCAAGAAACAAAGGGUCAUUGAUGCCUUGUAACAUUAAUUAGUUUUAGUUUCUAAUUUAUUUUGUUUUUGGCUUUUGGUUUCAAGUGUUAGUGUAGUUGGGAAAGGGAUGAGAAGGUGAUGGAGUGGGAUAGUGCAAGUUGCAACAAAAGUUUCAAUUGUAUAGUAACUAGACCAAGAAAAGAAGGCCGCCAGCCAGCCAGCUGAAGAGAGCUGCACCGCAACUCAAAAUGAAAAUACCAAAAAUUGUCAAUUUCAACUUCAUUUUCUUCA